UCCAGAAUAGCACAUUGACUUUAGUUAAAGCAAAUUGAAUUAAUAGGCCACGUGCUUGGCCAUGGGUGUACUUGUCAAUUUAUUUUAUGAUAACGUUUCAGAAUGAUGGCUGAUAUGUAUUUCGAGAUAUUUGACUGGUAUCCUAAUUUAAUUCUGGUCUCCGACCACCCUGUCACUUGGGAAGGAUUGUUAACUACUGCAGGACAAACAAAUCUUAAACACAGGUUAACGUUGAAGAUUAAGUUAGAGGUGCCAAAUUAUCCCACUUUAACAGGAGCGAAGUUGCUUUUUGGCAGAACAAUUGGUUUUUUAAGAACACGUGAACUUGAUAAGAAAAUUAGUAACUUGUUGAACACUACCUCGACUGUGUUAUCAUUUUUAAGACGACUGCAAAUGCUUUUUGAUGAUCUGAUCUACUGCAGUAGUAACACCAAAAUUUAUACCGAUGGCACUUUUAAAGAAGGGACCCUCGAGGACCUGAAAAAUGUUUUAUGCACACAUUCUGGGAUGAAAUUAUCAUCCAACAGAACUUUUGAUUUCGUUAAAUUAUAUCUAAAGGGCGUACAUACUACGUUAACGAAGGAUACAUAUUAUUUAAGUACCUGGAAAGUGGUAUCCUCCGACCUUCCUGAACUUACAGUGGAUCAACAAAAAACAUUAACCUUAGGUGUAGCGAUGAAAAAAUUAGAAGAUCGAGUACAGUUACUAGAAGAUAUUUGGCAUCAACUAAGUCAAAUCGAUAGAAAUUGCUGGGUGAUCGAUCCGCAGAAUCCAAAACCUUAUCAUCUGUAUCGACGUAUAAACCUAUCGCAAAGUUUGUCAGUCCUCGUCACACUGGAUCCAUUGAAUUCGUCUGCUUUGCCAGAUAUUAAACUGUUUGGGACAAAUGCUGAGGUACAGGAGUACGAGUGUAGAAUUUCUCAAAACUUACAGAAUUGGGAUUUGGAGUCGAGUCUACUAGAUAAUUUACAGAACUUGUUAUGCCUAAAUGAAUUUCCUCGGGCAUCCACGACGAAGUGCAAUCCAAAUCAAGGUGGAAUCAUCGAAGAGGAAGAAUGUUGCAUCUGCUUUUCAUUGACAUUAGACGAAGGGCAGUUACCGGAUAAAAUCUGUGACAAUGAAAAGUGCAGAAGAAAAUUCCACGUCUCUUGCUUGUUCCAGUGGUUACAGACAACUGCUAGAAAUAACAUUGUCUUCAACCAUAUCCAUGGGGUGUGUCCUAAUUGUGGGGAAAAUAUAUCCUGCUCGGCAACUUGAAGGACGGUUACUACUACUUCUACAAGAAGAAACGUGAUUUCUAAAUGUAAAUAUCAUUACGAUUAAUGGCUUCCAUUAUCAAGGCAAGCAAUUCCAAUUAUCUUCCGCGAAAACGUAGGACUUGCUGCUUUGAAUAUUUCUCACAUGUCGAUUCGUUAUCAAAUUAAGAAACGUCGUUGAAUUGCCAGCAUUGAAAAGAGGCGAGGUCUCGUAAGUAAAGCGUUUUCAGUUCGAAGCAACAAUCUAUACGUAUUGUAUACGCGUGCAAGUAACGCAACUCGUAAAAUUGCGAUUUUUAUUGCUAUCAAUAAGGGAGAUGGGAGAACCGAGAGACCCCGCCGUUUUCCAAUUACCGAAGAUCCCCCUUUGGACAGGAGAUGCUUCGUUGAUUAUAUUAACGUCUUAUUUAAUUGUAACGAAAAC
This is a messenger RNA of Orussus abietinus, 1680 nucleotides long. RefSeq lists its product as uncharacterized. NCBI's taxonomy places the organism in Eukaryota, Metazoa, Arthropoda, Insecta, Hymenoptera, Orussidae. Gene Ontology annotation, biological process: protein monoubiquitination; interstrand cross-link repair. The transcript is spliced from 6 exons. The coding region runs from base 103 to 1257 and encodes 384 amino acids. Gene Ontology annotation, cellular component: nucleus; Fanconi anaemia nuclear complex. Gene Ontology annotation, molecular function: ubiquitin protein ligase activity. The record is from RefSeq and is a predicted model, not a curated record.